CGCCCUGUUUCCCUGCUUUGCAAGAGCCGAAAGCUCCAGUUGGGGUUAGGAGGCCCCCAGUCCGGAGCUUGUUUAGUAGUUCUUUGUGGCGCUGAGGACUUUGGAAAUCUCAAAUGGCCAAGCUACUACAAUCUCCGCCCAAGUUCCUGCCCUCAGAGUGGCACAUUGCUAACAAGAACCAGUACCACAGGGCAGAGGCCCAAAGGUCCCAAUCAGAACGCCUAGUGGCAGAAAGCCAGAGACUUGUGGAUGAAAUCGAUAAGACCACAAGGAAAUCUCAAAGUGAUGUGAACAAGAAAAUUGAACAGAGACUUGAGGAAGUCAGGUUCUGGAAGAAGGAAUUAGAUGACAAACUUGAGCAGCUUGUGAAUGAAACUGAGGAUCUACUCAAUUAUAAGACACGAGUGGAAAAAGCUCUGGAGAGCUUUAAGGAGCCCUUAUUCAUCACCGAGAGGUGCCUGGCUUACAGGGAGAAUCGUGUGGGGAUUGACCUGGUGAAUGAUGAAGUGGACCAGGAGUUGCAGAAGGAGGCCGAGAUCAUCCGGGGUGUCAUGGCCCUGUUGACCCGCACCCAGGAGGAGAUGUCAGAGCAGAUCAGGCUGAACCGCUCUGCCAAGUACAAUCUGGAAAAGGAUUUGAAGGAUAAGUUUGUGGCCCUGACCAUCGACGACAUCUGCUUCUCACUCAACAAUAACUCACCAAACAUCAGAUAUUCUGAAAAUGUUGUGAGGAUCGAACCCAACUCAGUGAGUCUGGAAGACUGGUUGGACUUCUCCAACACCAACGUGGAGAAGGCUGACAAGCAGCGGAACAAUUCCCUGGCCCUGAAGGCCCUGGUGGACCGCAUCCUAUCUCAGACAACCAGCGACUUGCGCAGGCAGUGUGAUGUGGUAGACACGGCAUUCAAGAAUGGGCUGAAGGAGAUCAAGGACGCCAGGGACAAGAUGGCUAUUCAUCUGGCCAAGGUCAUGGAAGAGAUUGCUUCCCAGGAGAAAAACAUUUCACUUCUUGAAAAAACCAUCCUUGAUCAGGAAGGGCCUGCCAAAGUGGCGCACACACGCCUGGAGACCAGGACCCACCGGCCCAACGUGGAACUCUGUCGUGAUGUGGCUCAGUACCGACUGAUCAAGGAGGUUCACGAGAUCAACCACAAUGUUGCACGAUUAAAGGAAACCUUAGCCCAAGCUCAGAUGGAGUUGAAGGGGCUGCAACGCAGACAACUUGCUCUGCAGGAGGAAAUCCAGGUGAAGGAGAACACCAUCUACAUCGACGAAGUGCUGUGCAUGCAGAUGAGGAAGUCCAUCCCACCGCGGGAAGGCGAUGAACUCACGGGCUGGGCCGGGGGUAUCCGCCCCGAGGCCGUCUGCUAAUAAAAUUUUUGUUGAACAAAAUCUUAUGACAGAAUUGUGACUUUGAGAGGUGGGGCUGUCCUUAGGUCACUGCAGGCAUGUCCUUGAAGAGGAUUGUGGAACUCCAUCUCUUCCUUCUCCUGGCUGCCUGGCCAUGAGGUGAGCAGUUUUACUCUGUCACACACUUGUGCCAAGUGCUGCCUCACCCAAAGCAACCAGGCCAACUAAUCUAAACUGUGAGCCUCUAAAACUGUGAGCCAAAAUAACCCUUUUCUCUUUGUAAGUUGAUUUUCUUAGAUAUUUGUUAUAGUAACAGAGGACUGGCUACCGAAGGGAGUAUCUCCACAUUUGUUUAUUCAUUCCCACAACAAGUAUUUACAGGGCUCCUAUUUACUGAGCCAGGGACUGUGCUAGGUGCUGAUAUUAGGGUGGAUAAGAGCUCUCUGUCCUCUUGGAACUCAAUCCAGAGGCUGAUAGUAAUGGUAAACAACAAAACCAUUUCCAGAUAGUGGAAAGUGCCAGGAUGGAAAUAGGUGAUAUGAUAGGUGGUAGAUGUCAGGCCAAGUGCAGGGCCACUUGAGAUUGGGUGGUCAGGGAAGAUCUUUCUGAUGUACUGACACUUAAGUUGAAAUAAAGGUGAAUAACAAGAAGAGGUGAGCUUGUGAGUACCUGGGGGAAACCAUCUCUUCUGUACUGUUUUGUGAACAGUCAGUGCAGUUGGAGAAAAGGGGUACAAGAUGAGAUCAAAGAGGUGGACUGAGGUCCAAUUAUGUAGACCAAAGUAAAGUUCAAGCCAGCUCCUGGAGAAAGACAGAACCAAGCAGGGGUGCCUAGGGAUGGAAGGUAGCUAGAGAGGAAUGAGUCCUCCAACUCAUAGAUCAAAAUAAUCCCGAGGGUGAGGGGCGUUUCUGAGGCCUGAAUUUUAGCCAAUCAGAGGCUAGGAGCGGAUCCAGGGGUCCUGGGUCCUUGACCUCUCCAGUCUGUCUCAUUUCUAUUCAUGCCAUCUCCCACGUGCUCAGGAAGGGAGACCUACAGGGAUUGUAGGGAAUUCUAUAUUCCCCUGGUUUCCUGGACAAUCUAGAAAGGAAAACCUGAUCUUCUAGCAUCCCAUCCCUUCCUUCAAGGAGAAGGGAGGAGUGACCCUUGCGGGGGAGAUAAUCCUUCCCACCUGUCUAGAUUGCUUUCCAGGGUGAUGCUCUUGCUCCUGUGGGGCAGUGGUGGUGGCCAGGAGGCCAGCUGUGGGCCAUGCUGAAGAGGGUGGCAAGCUCCAGAGUCCUAAAGGGCCUGAGGCACCUAGGUCGACUGGUUCUUCGGAGAGGGUCAAGUCCUGACCACAACACUGACCUCAUGGUACUGUGGUACUGAAUGAUGUGUGCGAGGUGGGGUGUGGCAGACAGACCUCGGUAGUCUCCCCUCAGCCCAGCUCCUUUGUGCAGUUACUCCGUAUCAUAGUGGUUUUUUUGUUGUUGUUGUCCUAUUUUUUAGCUUAAUAGUUAUACAACUCUGUAUAGUUUUUAAAAACAUAAAUAGUAUUGAUCUGAAUGUAUUGCCCUGCAACUUGCUUUUUACAUUUUAGCUAUCCUCAAGGCUGUUCAAGUGAAGACAGGAAGAUUCACACUAGUCAUUAACUUAUUACACUGCAGGGAAUUACCAGUCUUUACGUCACCCAUUCCCAGUGGAUGGACUUUUUAGUUGGUUGUAAUUUUCUGCUAUUAGUAACAACCCUUCGGUGAGCAUCGUUGUCAUUCCUUCCUGAAUUGUAUUUCUCUAUGGUUGUUUUAUUCUUCAACCACAGGCAAGCUAACAAUUACACUGAUGAAUGAUAAGGUUAGAAUGGGAUCUAACAAGGUUCUGAUGGGGACAGAUUGGAUGGAAGGGGAUAGGAUAAAUUCUCUAGGGAUGGCUUUGGCUCACAAAGCAAGCAGGCCUAGGCUCAUUCCUGGUUUUGGUCUCAGCUGUACAAGGAGCUUACUAAGGAAUGGUAGGUGGGUCCCAUCCCUGAUCUCAACCUUAUUUUUCUCAUUUGCAAAGAAAAAACAGUGAAGUUGAGUGAGAGGACCUGGUGAGAUUAUGUGUAAGGUUUCCACCUGCUGAAAUGCCUUGCAUUACCAAACCGUGGUCUAAAACUACACAAGGGAACUGCUAAAUUAAUUGCACAGCAUUAGGGUCAUAGCA
Sciurus carolinensis (gray squirrel) is the source of this 3524-nucleotide messenger RNA. It is a transcript of the gene Tekt1, whose product is annotated as tektin 1. Gene Ontology annotation, biological process: cilium assembly; cilium movement involved in cell motility. Lineage: Eukaryota; Metazoa; Chordata; Mammalia; Rodentia; Sciuridae. Gene Ontology annotation, cellular component: microtubule cytoskeleton; nucleus. The record is from RefSeq and is a predicted model, not a curated record. The transcript is spliced from 9 exons. The coding region runs from base 114 to 1370 and encodes 418 amino acids.